AUGAUCCAAUUAAAAGAACUUCCCCCUCCACCUCCAUAUUCAGAAACGCCUCCCUCCUGCUCAGAUACCGCUUACGACGAAGAAGCCGCCUUUGAGGCAACCGAGUUCCCAGGGUUAGAAUCUGACCCCCGCAACACUAUCCACCCAGGAGGCUCCCAGCGCUGGUGGUCACGCAACUUUAAGCGCCAACUCUUGUGUUUGUUCGGCGUGAUCGUGGCGGUAGCGCUGACGCCAUAUGUGGUUUUGGUUAUUCUGAUGAGCCAGUGGAGGUUCUAA
Molecule: messenger RNA, 276 nt
Organism: Aspergillus pseudonomiae
Lineage: Eukaryota; Fungi; Ascomycota; Eurotiomycetes; Eurotiales; Aspergillaceae
Exons: 2
Coding region: 1-276 (91 amino acids)
Source: RefSeq, a predicted model, not a curated record